Messenger RNA from Pieris macdunnoughi, 702 nucleotides. The record is from the annotation of a GenBank genome assembly. NCBI's taxonomy places the organism in Eukaryota, Metazoa, Arthropoda, Insecta, Lepidoptera, Pieridae.
AUGCCCAGUGUUUACAUCAAUACCAUAUUUUCGGCAUUUGUAACCUUCACAUCACUUCCGGUCAAAGAAAACGCUGGCAACAUUCUAGGCGCAAGUGAGUGGAAUACUGGCUACUCCUCCACCGCGUCAGUGUACCCAAGCUAUGCACCCCUGCAACCUCCUUAUUAUAAACCAGACGCUGCCAUUCACAUACCUUCUGUUCUUCCGGAAAUUCCUUUGGGUCACACUGACUACACUGGUUUUCAAGGCGGUAACAGUUAUGUCAAAGGCAGUCCGAGUGGCACCGGGGGCAGUCUCACAGAUCUCAACAACAUGUCAACUCAACGCUACGACCCAAACUAUUACAACUCAUGGCCAAGCAACAGUUACAACUAUCAAUACAAUAACAUAAACAACAACCCGGCAUGCAUACAAUCCCAUACACCUUACAUCAACCCCAACCCUCAAAUGAUCCUUCCCAACCUCUAUUCCACAGUUAAUCAAAACCAAAUUCACGUACACUUACAUAGCUCUACUGAUAAAUACAAUCUAGAACAGUACAUACCGAGUGAAAUAAAAAUAAGUGAUAUAGACGGUGGUAUUUCCAUUACAACUGAACUCCCUGGUAGUGGGGAAGCCAGUGGCCUUGUGCAAACUUGCGAGAACGAUGACGUCAAACAUCAGCUUUAUGGCACUAAUCAAGAAGUGUGGCGACCAUAUUGA